Molecule: messenger RNA, 333 nt
Organism: Iphiclides podalirius (scarce swallowtail)
Lineage: Eukaryota; Metazoa; Arthropoda; Insecta; Lepidoptera; Papilionidae
Source: the annotation of a GenBank genome assembly
AUGGGAUUGGUUCGAGACAACGAAUACUUCUUGGAGACGGACUCGGCUCUACUGUGCAUAAUGUUUGAGCGCCGAACUUCAAAAAUGGUUGGUUCGGGGAUGAGCAAGAGCGGUCAGAAACAAGCGAGUGUAAUACGCGCAUCUUCCACGUUUCGGUCCUUUAAACCGUCAGGGACCAUGGGUGGUGGCGGGCAAGUUCGAUUUCAAUCUACUAAAGGAAGGCUGGAAGAAGAAAUAACAGAAUUGGAGGAGCCCAUGAAGUUUCUGUUAGUCCAGCCAAAAGAUGGUUUCGUGAAUCUGUUGGAGACAAUAGUUUCUGUCAUAAAGAAGAUA